UCAUUUAGUAAGUACAGAACAAAUUGCAAUUAAUCUACGCAACGCCAGGGGAGGUUACUAAAAUGUUUCAUCACAGAAAAGAACUUUUCACGGUGCACCGUCAUCUUCUGAAAAUAUAAUUUUUGUGGGUGUUUCGCAGAAUUAAGCGAUGUCUGGCAAGAAAUUGUUGAACACGGUUGAGAAGUGUGUUGAUGAGAAUUUGGAGGGUCUUGUAACAAUUAACCCUGGUUUGAGACUUAUUAAGGAUUCUAGGGUUGUAGUAAGAGCUGACAUAGAAAGUGUGAAGACAGCUGGAAAAGUUGCUCUACUAUGUGGGGGAGGAUCUGGUCACGAGCCUGCACAUGCUGGAUAUGUUGGAAGUGGAAUGCUGAGUUGUGCUGUAGCAGGCUCUGUUUUUACAUCACCUCCACCCCAGGAUAUACUCACUGGCCUUAGAAUGAUAACCAAAAAUAAUCCAGGUGGAUGUUUAGUAAUGGUUCCUAACUACACUGGGGACAGGCUGAAUUUUGGGAUAGGUAUGGAGCGGGGAAAGCAUGAAGGUUUGAAAAUAUCUGCUGUAACAAUUGGAGAGGACUGUGCAACAUCAUCUCAAGAUAAAUCAGCAGGGAGGCGGGGUCUUUGUGGAAUGUUCUUGCUUAUUAAGAUAGCAGGUGCACUGGCUGAAGAGGGUAAAAGUCUAGAUGAGGUCACAAAGCUCUCUCAACAAGCAAUUGAUAAUAUGGGUACAAUAGGGUUAGCUCUAGGAGCAUGCUCAACACCUGGAUCUAGUGGUCCUCUAUUUACUGUCCAGUCAGAUGAGAUGGAGCUUGGACUAGGGCUACAUGGUGAAGCGGGAGUCAAAAGGAUCAAAUUAAUGACUUCGAAGGAGACUGUGAAGGUAAUGAUAGAUCAUAUGAGAAAUCCUGAAAACAGCACACAUCUUCCUAUCAAAACAGGUGACAGGGUAGCAUGUAUGAUCAAUAACCUAGGAGGUAUGUCAGUAUUAGAGAUGAAUGUGAUUGCCAAGGACACCAUCCAGUAUCUAGAGGGUGAUCUUGGCUUGAAAGUUGACAGGGCAUAUUGUAGUACAUAUGUAACAUCAUUAGAGAUGGCCGGUAUCUCUAUAUCAUUGCUACAUCUUAAUGAUACAUUUACAAGAUGUUUAGAUGCACCAACUACAGCUCCAGCAUGGUUGGUGCCAUUGCUAGGACCAGGACAGACAGACAGACAAACACCAGAACCAAUGACACCUAUAGGUGGACCAAAUGCUGAAGGACAACAAAUCAAAGGGGCUAGUAUUUCUAAAGAUGAAGGAGAUAGAAUAUAUGAUAUGAUAUUGAAGGCAUGUGAGAGACUAGAGGCAGCUAAGGAGAUGUUGGAUGGACUAGACAGUGAGAGUGGAGAUGGUGAUUGUGGUUCUACAAUGUCACGUGGUGCUCAAUGUAUCAGAGAGAAACUUGGUAAGAAAGAAAAUCCGGGACUUUCUGUCACUAAUCCAUUCCAACUGUCACUUGAACUUGCCAGUAUUGUAGAGAGUGUAAUGGGAGGAUCCUCUGGAGGGAUCUACAGUUUGUUUUUCACAGCAGCCUCAAGUCAGUUACAGAAAGAGGUUACAGUACAGUCCUGGUUACAGUCAAUGGUGGCUGGUAUAGCUGCCAUACAAAGGUAUGGUGGUGCUGAGCCUGGUGAUAGAACAAUGUUAGAUGCACUAUGGGCAGCAAAGGAAACUUUUCAAGGAAAGCUAGCAGAUAUGUCACCUGUAGAAGCUUUUAAAGAAGCUGUCAAGGCGGGAGAAAGUGCAGCAGAGAAUACAAAGAGUUUGAAAGCUCGUGCAGGACGUGCUAGCUAUGUCAGUGCUGAUUUACUAACAAAACCUGACCCUGGUGCUAUGGCUGUAGCUGUAUGGUUGAGGGCUAUACAAGAUACACUUAAUUGAUUUAUAAUUGCUGUCAUUAUUAUAUAAGAUCAGUCACUGAUCACAACAUUAUACUUGCCAUAUCUUAUAUCACAGACUUUUUAGCUCACCUGUCACAAAGUGACAGGGUGAGCUUUUGUGAUCGCUUUUCGUCCGGCGUCCGUCCGUCCGGCGUCCGUCCGUAAACUUUUACUUUAAAUGACAUCUCCUCAUAAACCACUAAGCCAAUUUCAUCCAAACUUCACAGGAAUGUUCCUUUGGUGGUCACCUUUAAAAAUUGUUCAAAGAAUUUAAUUCCAUGCAGAACUCUGGUUGCCAUGGCAACCGAAAGAAAAAACUUUAAAUAUCUUCUUUUAAAAAACCAUAAGAGCUAGAGCUAAGAUAUUUAGCAUGAAACAUGUUCUAAUGGACGUCUACCAAGUUUGUUCAAAUAAAAGCCCUGGGAUCAAAAUUGGCCCCGCCCCGGGGGGUCAUUGAUUUUCCCUAUAUGCAUAUAGUAAAAAAUUAAAAAAUCUUCUUUUAAAGAACCAAAAGAGUUAGAGCUAAGAUAUUUAGCAUGAAACAUGUUCUAAUAAGUGUCUACCAAGUUUGUUCAAAUAAAAGCCCUGGGGUCAAAAUUGGCCCCGCCCCGGGGUGUCAUUGAUUUUCCCUAUAUGCAUAUAGUAAAAACUUAAAAAAUCUUAUUUUAAAGAACCCAAAGAGCUAGAGCUAAGAUAUUUAGCAUGAAACAUGUUCUAAUGGAUGUCUACCAAGUUUGUUCAAAUAAAAGCCCUGGGGUAAAAAUUGGUCCCGCCCCGGGGGGUCAUUGAUUUUCCCUAUAUGCAUAUAGUAAAAACUUAAAAAAUCUUCUUUUAAAGAACUCAAAGAGCUAUGGCUAAGAUAUUGAGCAUCAAACAUGUUCUAAUAGGUGUCUACCAAGUUUGUUCAAAUAAAAGCCCUGGGGUCAAAAUUGGCCCCGCCCCAGGGGGUCAUUGAUUUUCCCUAUAUGCAUAUAGUAACUUAAAAAAUCUUCUUUUAAAGAACUCAAAGAGCUAUGGCUAAGAUAUUUAGCAUGAAACAUGUUCUAAUAAGUGUCUACCAAGUUUGUUCAAAUAAAAGGCCUGGGGUCAAAAUUGGCCCCGCCCCGGGGGUCAUUGAUUUUCCCUAUAUGCAUAUAGUAAAAACUUGUUGGGGGUUGGGGGGGCCUAUAUACAGGUGAGCGACCUCAGGGCCAUCAUGGCCCUCUUGUUUCAUAUAGUUUUGUAUCAGGGUAUAUUUAUAUAUAUCGUCCUUUUGUCAUCCAAUUUAUUGCCGUCCUAGUCAGUUACAAUUGCUAAAAUUAAGGAAGAAUUAGUCACAGUAUUUCUUAAUGUUAUGACAUUAUUAUACAAUAAUAAUUUUUACCUUUCAUAUGUUUCCUUGUAAAAUCUAUUAAGUACUCUUAAUCUUUUUACAGUCAUUGGUUCAUAUUUUGCCAAGAACAGUAACUCUAGUCUAUUGAGUUAUGAUUAAUGGAAUUUUAGUAAUUUGAAAUUUUGUAAUUUAUUGUUGUUGAUUUUACAUACAUGUUAUGUUAAUUUUCAAUCUGCCUUUGAAAAUUUGCUUAUUUUUCUAUGCUGGAAAGCUUAAAAUAAUUAUAUGGUAGCCGUAUACAUUCAAAGUUUUGGGGUAAUGAGUUAAAUAGCAUUACUGUGUUUUCUUGUUGGACUUUAAUGUAACAACAAAUUUACAUUUAACUUCUUGAAUAUCUUAGCUAUUAUCAUUAUCAAAACAAUAGAAUGACGGUUAUGUGUAGGGGUCUAAUCCUAGUAUUUUAACUGUUUAUACAAUCAGUACCAAUUGUGUGGUUAUUUGGUCAACCAUUUAGAUUAAAUAAAAUCUUGAUAAAGUGUACAAAAACCUGUUUUUACAUCUAAUGUCAAAUUUAUUUAUAUUUUGUUUGGUGACUUUCUAUAAUUUUGGUUAACAGGAAACUAUUGAUCUUUACAUAGUCAAAUUUACAUGUUAACUGCAAUUAUAACCAGAAAUCCAAAUUAAUUAUUGUCCCUCAAUGUUAGAUUAAACAGAAUUCAUUAAAA
Molecule: messenger RNA, 3951 nt
Organism: Ruditapes philippinarum (Manila clam)
Lineage: Eukaryota; Metazoa; Mollusca; Bivalvia; Venerida; Veneridae
Product: triokinase/FMN cyclase-like
Exons: 17
Coding region: 149-1915 (588 amino acids)
Biological process (GO): glycerol catabolic process
Cellular component (GO): cytosol
Molecular function (GO): glycerone kinase activity; ATP binding
Source: RefSeq, a predicted model, not a curated record